UCAUUCGCAUUUUCUCGCCGCCUCAGGAGAAGACGGAGCUGCAGAAAAGGAUAAGUACCGCUCCGAAAACCAUCGCGCGCGCGCGCGCGCUCCCUUCACACACCUCUAUUUAGGGAACGCGCGCGAGAAGAGGAGAAAAGGGGCGGGGGGGGGAAGGAAUUGAAAAUCUGACAGAAGACAAUGAACCCCGCGCUUGAGGCAUCCGAGGGAGGACCCAGCGGCGCGUUCGAAAGCGUUCCGAGGUGGCGGCGGCGGCGGCUUGUCCCAACCCGCCACCCGUAGCCAGCAGGGCUGUUCCCGCCAAAAAUUCUGAGGAGAGAGAGGGUCCCCCCCCCGCGGCCUCGCGCCUGAGGAGAAAGGGGCGGGGCUGAUCCCCAACCCUCGAGGCCUUGCUGCGCUGAGGCGAAUCUGUGGGCGGAGCUAGGGCGGCCUCCCGCCCCUUAGAAGGCUGGAGGAGACGCCACUGCAGCCCCUAAAGGGGAGGAGCCUGAGCGUUGGGACCACCAAUCCCCGAGGGAAGGAGGGGCCAGGGCUCUAGCUCCACCAAAGAGGGAGGAGCCAUUAGGGACAUUGUGGGGGCCAUUUCCCCUAGAAGUCUUUGGAGCUGCCCCUUAAAAGGGAGAAGCCCUUUCAUUGGACCACCCCCUGAAAGAGGGAGGUGUUUGCCAAGAGGGCGGUGCUGAGGAAGCUGCCACAGGGGAAGUGGUGUUUGCCCCACCCCUUAACUGCCGCAACGGUUCUUCCUGCCGCCAUGAAGCUUCUCCGCCUGCUGUGCCGCCACAAGACGGCUCUGGGCCUCGGUGGCCUAUCUCUCUUUGGCGUGGUGCUCCUCUACUUGGCCAAGUGCACCUCAGAAGGCCUCAAGCCCUCCCACGGCUGGGGGCUGCCUCAGCAACAGUCUCCCGCCCGGACCGGGGGUGUGAGUGGGCCUCAUCCUCCAGCUGCUGCCCCACCUCCUCCUCCCGAGGAGAGCACAUUCCUGGCUGUGUUGGUGGCCAGCGGCCCCAAAUAUACAGAGCGACGUAGCAUCAUCCGCAGCACGUGGCUCUCAGUGGCCGGCCGGGUGCCCAACGGAGACGUCUGGUUCCGUUUUGUGGUGGGCACCGCAGGACUGACCGGGGAGGAGCUCCACACCUUGGAGAUGGAGCAGAGCCGCCAUCAGGAUCUUCUGCUCCUUCCUGACCUCCGAGACUCCUAUGAGAACCUGACCGCCAAGGUCCUGGCUAUGUUUGUGUGGCUCGACCAGCACCUGGACUUCCGCUUUGUCCUCAAAGCUGAUGACGACACAUUUGUGCGCUUGGAUGUCCUUCUGGAGGAGCUGAGGGCCAAGGAGCCACGCCGCCUCUACUGGGGCUUCUUCUCUGGGCGUGGCCGUGUGAAAUCUGGCGGGAAAUGGAAAGAGAAUGCCUGGCUCCUUUGUGACUACUACCUGCCCUAUGCUCUGGGCGGUGGCUACGUAAUUUCGGCUGACCUGGUGCACUACUUGCGCCUCACGCAAGACUAUCUCAACAUAUGGCAAGCUGAAGACGUAUCCCUGGGUGCCUGGCUUGCUCCGGUGGAUGUGAAGAGGGUUCACGACUCUCGUUUCGACACGGAGUAUAAAUCGCGGGGCUGCAACAAUAAAUACAUUGUGACUCAUAAACAGAGCAUUGAGGACAUGUUGGAGAAGCAUCAGACUCUAGCCAAAGAAGGGAAGCUCUGUAAAGAAGAGAUUAAACUCCGACUGUCUUACACGUAUGACUGGAGUGUGCCUCCUUCACAGUGCUGCCAGAGGAAAGAUGGUAUACCUUGAAAACUGUGAGGAAAGACAAUAUACCUUGGCAACUGUGCAAAUAAGAGGGGAAGGGAACACAACCAGGCGGGAGGAAAUUGGUGAUGAUGGAUGUGUGUCGCAUUGAAAUCAUUCCUCCUCUGGUCGGAACUUUUAAAUUAUUCCAAGAUUUUCCAUGGUAUUUCAGGCCUUAUUGCAUCACCCUUGCCCAUGUGGCAUAUGAAGGAUAUAGAGAAAGCGCAUGGAACAAACUGGGGUCUAGAAAAAUAGUACCUGAAAGGCAGGAAUUGGCAAAAGGAACAAUUUUUAUGUAUUGUGGGACAAAGAAAUGAAGGAUUUUAAAGGUUAUUUAAGCUACUAUACUAGGUGUUAGACACAGAGCUGUGGUUUGUUUCCUUUCUUUGAAAGGAUAAGUGGAUUUUGGCCAAGGAUUCUGACAAGUGAAAUAAUAGCAGAAGGGUAACUUAGUCCCUAGCACCAGUGGAAGAGAUUACUAGUGUGCUCCAUAAUGCUGUUUCUAAACAGAAGGGGCUGCUUUUGUCAUUGACAAGCCUUUGCACUGGCUAUGGUGUAUUAGAGGUGGGAGAUGUCCAUUCUAGCAGGAAAUGUUCUGACCCUUAAACAUUUUUAUUAUAAGUGGGUGGCUUGUAUAACUUCUAUCCAUGGAAAGAAAUCCCUCAGACCCCUUUCUAUGUCAGGUACCUCAAGAAAGGGAGAAACCUUUGAAAAUCAUUAAUCCUACUCGGAAUGGACUCAGUGAAGUUAAUUAACAUAGCUAACCUGGUUCAGUAAUUUCAGUGGGUGUUCUUCAACGUGUAUCCAACUAAGUUAUACUCAACAAUAGACCCAUUGAAAAUAAUGUGCCAAGGUACUCAUGUCCAAUAUUUUCAAUGGACCAUUACUUUGAGGAGAAACAUUUGAUGCAACUCUUUAGCUAUAUUUGGAAGAAUAGAUCAUUAGAAGGAAUCCACAAUGACAGCCUGGUCUUGAUUGAAAAUCAUGCAGCAGUUGCUCCCAAUGUAGUGUUAUUAGUUUCUGGAAUUAAAGGCUUCUAGAAUUGUUGAGUUGUAUCCAACAUUAGUCCUACCUGAAGUAGACCCAUCAGAAUUAACCAAUAUACUAAGCUUAGGCCCCUAUAUUUCAAUGGGUAAACUGAGUAGGAUUCAGCUGGAUACAAUCCAUUGUAUUGUAGCCAACAAUAGUCCUGCACAGAGUAGAUGCAUUAUUUUUUUUUACCUAUGUUAGUCAUUCAUUGGGUCUACUUUGAGUAUGACGAAGGUUGAAUACAGCCUAUUACAAUUAUUGUCCAUCUCAAUUAUAUUAUUUGUCAAGAAACGGUGUGUGUCCCUUCUCAUGGAAUAUGCAACUCUGCGAGCCAAUUAACAUACAGUGGAGUGACUUGACUUUGUACAGAUACCUUCCUUGAACCAGUCCCUCUUUGACUAGACAAUGAACUCCCUCUUUGACUAGACAAUGAACUGCUCCAGAGUUAAGGGGUUGAGAAUUGUAAGGAAAGUUGGGAUUUUCAACUGGUAUGUUGCGUUCCCUUGGACCAGCUUUCUCGGGGUCUACCAGUGGGUUAGUUCCUUGAGUGGGUCUUAACCCUCCAAUCAAUUAUUCCUGAGUAAUUUUCUGGGAUGUCACCAGGACAGCUAUAGAAUUCUCCCUUUUGUGGGGCUGAGUGCUCUCUGUAGUUUAUUUCCAAAGCAGUAAGACUCCUCUAAAGUAAAUUUAGAGCUAGAAAAAAACCUUGCAGGCAGAUGUAAUCAUAUUUAAUUGCCUUGCUUUCGGGGAUUCUUUGCACAACAUAAGGCUUAGAGGUGGAGAGAAUGGGUUGUGACAGCUUCGGAGGUGUGUCAAACGAGAGUAAGGAGCAGUGUGGAGAUGGAGUAAUCCUUUUCCAUAAUCUAAACCCUACAUUUCCUAUACAUGUUUAAAUAGCAUUUUUCCCAAGGAGUCUUGAAAGUACUAAUAAGGGGGAAAUCUGAGGUCUCCAUCCUUUGUAGACCCUUCGGACAGAGAUGUCCAGGAUGCUUAGACCAGGCCUGGAAAAUCUGCAGCCCUCCAAAUGUCGAAGGGCUGUACCCAGCAAUCAUCCCUGACCAUUGGCCAUAUUGGCUAGGGCUGAUGGGAGUUGGGAGUCCAACAACCGCUGGAGGGCUGCAGGUUCCCCAGCCCUGGUGUUGAUCUCCAAAGAAGAAAACUAUGAUCCAACCAUGUUGGAUCUGACCUACGUGAACUGAGCUGACUCGAGCCCACCUGUCUUGAAAGGUGGGCCUACCAGCUGCUUGACAUUGCUUCCUGCCUUGGUUUUUUUUCCUGUUCUGGAAAGGUACAUUAUUAUUAAGUUCCUGGUGAUCCAACAUACAUAGCUGCCAGACUCUGUUCUGUGUCUCGCCAGGCACGCAGGUUUUCUCUUUUGAUCCUGACUUCAGGAAAAGUCAGGAAUAUUUGUCUUCUUUACUCGGAGGGAAGUUGGUAUUGUACGUAAUAUUAUGUGUUUACAAUGGUGAUUAUUUAUUUAUAAAUAUUGUAAAUGUUCUGUGUAUAGUUACAGAGGCUCAGAAACAGCCGCGUGUCAACGGUACUUUUAAAUUAUUGAAAAGGAGCGUGUCGACGCUCGUGUAACUUAUUAUCGAAAUGCCUUUUUCCUGCCGUACAGCUUAUUAUUUAAACUGUCCUGGGACUUUUAAUCCCAAGCCCUUUCUUGCAUGUGUCUCAGGAGCUUGUAAGAACGAUGUACCAAUCACUCCUUUUAGUUGAAAUAUCAAUGCUUCUGAAAAACGUUUGUGUGUUCUCGUUUCCAUUUUUUUUUAAUAAAGAGUCCUCUCCCCCUUUCCCCUUAACUCCCCUGCAGUGAUUGGAUUUUAAGCUUCAGAAGAAAUGGAAAAUUGCCAAAUGAAAUGUGACAGUGGAAAGCGAACAGGAGCACUGCUGAUGGCUCUGAGGCUUUUUAUAGAAAGCUGUGUGGUUGUCGGCUACCUGCAUUUGAAGGAUUAGGGCCUGCGUUCUGUCGUGUAUAUAGGCAUGUCGACUUAAAGCAAUGGGACUAAGCUAGGGUAGGGAUGUUUUGGUCUGUUUUAUUUUAUUUUUUUAAUGGCCACCUAAGCCAUUUUAAUGCGCUAAUUUAUUACAGUGCUACAGUGACACCAGAAUCUUUUUAAUAGGUUACUUUCCGCAACAUUAAACAUUUAUGCAUUGCGACUAUUCCGUCAAGUACAGUGCCUGGUUCUGAGUGCCACAUUUUAAGAUGGGCAUUGAUGAACUCCCAGGGAGGGUCUGGAAACUCAUUCUUAUGAGGAAUGGUUAAUAUUGGUCGUUUAUGAAUUGCUUCCUUUGAAGCACCUCAUAGUGGUUUCACAACACAAGAAGGGGGGGGAAGCAUACCUUCAAGAAUUGAUAUGUAAAAACAGUUGUAUGUGCAAAAGCAAUUCAAAACGAAUACAUACACCGAAACAGUUAACUGCAUAUGUAAAAACAAUUUGAAAGAGCAAGAUAGUGUACUGGAAAAUUUGGAAAAGCAGGAGCCCAUCAUGACAGCUCCAUAGCUCCCAAAGAGUCCAAAAUAUGCAGGCAGCUGGCUGCUUCAUUAAACACACACACUCCAUAAAGCAAAGAGCAUUAGUAAAUAGCAUAAUGCCCAAUUUAGUAGGAUCAGUUGACAGUAAUAGAAUAGCAAGCUGUUCUCAUUCCCUGACUUCCACUGCCCCAGGGGUGGAGGAUGUUUUUAAACCCAAGGGCCACAUUCACUUCAGGGUAACCUCCUGAGGGUCACAUGCCAGGAGUGGGUGGGGCCAGAGAAAAAAGUGGGAGGAGCAAUUGAUGUGAACUUUAUCUUCGUACAAUGGGCUAGUUUCCUCCUCUAACCUCCAUGCAGGCAAGAGAGGCAUUAUCAGAGAUUUAUUUCACAGACUAAAGCAUUUCAUAGCACAAAAGCCACUGAAAUGGUGCACAAUAGCAUAAAACUCCAAAGGGCAAGAUCCAGAAACAAAAACCAUUUCAGCAAGCGAUAAAAACCAUCUCCACAAAUUUCGGCUGAUGUGCAGUUAAUAUAAGUGAACUUGGGGAAAGCCUUUGACGAAAACAUUCUCAAUCAAGGACGCAUUCGAGCCAGGCAAAAGCAUCUCGAGGGUGAAACAUGUGAAGUGGUGAGGUAAGUACCCUGCGGAGAGGAGUUGUAGCCUGGAAAGAGUUUCAAGAGCCACAUAGAGAUGCCCAAAGGGCUGUGUUCAGAAGGUGAAUGUUGGAUGGUUCAGGGUAGAUAAAGGACUUCUUUAUGCAGUGCAUUGUUCGACACUGGAACUACCAACUUGGAUGGCUUUAAAAGAGGAUUAGAGAAAUUCAUGGAGGCUAGGCCUAUGGAAGGCUACUAAACAUGGUGGGAACUUUCUGCCUCCUCGGUUGGAAGAAUACCAGUUGCUGGGCUUCCACGGAAGGUGAGAGUGCUCUUCUGCUGGAAUCCUGGCUGUGGGUUUCUCACAGGCUUCUGGCUGGCUAUUGUGAGAACAGGAUUUUGGAUAUCAUGGACCAUUGGCCUGAUCCAGCAGGCUGUUAUUAGUCAUUCACGGUAAAACACAAAGACCUUGUCGCCACAUUCACUUGCUAGACGCAUGCGUAGGCAACCUAAGGCCCCUGGGCCGGAUGCGGCCCAAUCGCCUUCUCAAUCCGGCCCGCGGAUGGUCCAGGAAUCAGCGUGUUUUUACAUGAGUAGAAUGUGUGCUUUUAUUUAACAUGCAUCUCUGGGUUAUUUGUGGGGCAUAGG
Zootoca vivipara (common lizard) is the source of this 6533-nucleotide messenger RNA. RefSeq names its product beta-1,3-galactosyltransferase 6 (gene B3GALT6). Gene Ontology annotation, cellular component: Golgi membrane. Gene Ontology annotation, biological process: protein O-linked glycosylation; glycosaminoglycan biosynthetic process. Gene Ontology annotation, molecular function: galactosylxylosylprotein 3-beta-galactosyltransferase activity. The record is from RefSeq and is a predicted model, not a curated record. NCBI's taxonomy places the organism in Eukaryota, Metazoa, Chordata, Lepidosauria, Squamata, Lacertidae.